Messenger RNA from Ustilago hordei, 708 nucleotides. RefSeq lists its product as uncharacterized. Gene Ontology annotation, biological process: maturation of SSU-rRNA from tricistronic rRNA transcript (SSU-rRNA, 5.8S rRNA, LSU-rRNA). NCBI's taxonomy places the organism in Eukaryota, Fungi, Basidiomycota, Ustilaginomycetes, Ustilaginales, Ustilaginaceae. Bases 1 to 708 code for a protein of 235 amino acids. The record is from RefSeq and is a predicted model, not a curated record. The transcript is spliced from 2 exons. Gene Ontology annotation, cellular component: 90S preribosome; nucleolus; preribosome, small subunit precursor.
AUGGUUCGCGCAGAUCAAGGCAUCCGAGGACGCUCGGCCCCACGUUCCAAGUCCAAGUCCAAGUCCUCAGUCACGGCUUUAAUACGAUCGAGAUCCAGCACAUCGGCACCCAACGCCCCUGCUGCUCCGCCAACUCAGAUCACAAAGGCAGCAAAGCGGGCGAUGAAGCGCGCUGAGCUCAUGUCCAAAGUCAACCCCUCCGCGCGCCCAUCUCUGCUCAAUCUUGAACCCGCCAAUGGCUCGCUCUCGAAAUCUUCGCUCAGAAGGCAGAAGAGGAAACAGAAGGAGCAGUUGGCCGGUAACCAGGCCGGCUUGAAGGAUCUCGCUGACGCCAUGGACGAGGUUGCUCAACGAGUGCAGAAAGAUGAAGAUGAGGGAGAGGAAGAGGUAAACAGCAUGGAGGACGACGACAAUGAUGAUGAUGAUGAUGAUGAUGAUGAUGAUGAUGAUGACGACGACAUGGUCGCACGAGCAUCAAGACAGCAAAAUAACGCAACUUCGGCAUACCCUCUGGUAGGAGCCCAAAAGACCAAGAAGGACGCCACUGUGACAGAAAAGGCAAGAAAAAAGGCUUUGACGCUGGAAAUGCAGCGUCAAAACUUGAUUCUCUCCGACCCGGCUUACACCAAGAACCCUUUCGCGGCACUCCGUCUUCACGCUCAAAACACUCUCGCUUUCGACAAGGGCAACGCAAAGCCAAAGCGCUGA